This is a messenger RNA of Fusarium oxysporum Fo47, 1852 nucleotides long. RefSeq names its product cytochrome P450. The record is from RefSeq and is a predicted model, not a curated record. NCBI's taxonomy places the organism in Eukaryota, Fungi, Ascomycota, Sordariomycetes, Hypocreales, Nectriaceae. Bases 1 to 1752 code for a protein of 583 amino acids. Gene Ontology annotation, molecular function: monooxygenase activity; oxidoreductase activity, acting on paired donors, with incorporation or reduction of molecular oxygen; iron ion binding. The transcript is spliced from 8 exons.
AUGUCACUAAUCACCGAGGACAAGAUCAUCAUCAUCUUGACCGUCCUUCUGGUCGGCUGGCUUGUCAGUCUCGUCCGCACCAUCUUGCGCCCUGGGCUUCGUAAAGUUCCCGGCCCUUGGUUGGCAAAAUUUACACAAGCCUGGCGUAUCGGACUCGUGUGGAAAGGCAAUGCCCACGAGGAGUAUAAAUCGCUUCAUGACAAGUAUGGCCCGAUAGUUCGGACCGCGCCCAACGUGGUUGACAUAUCGGACCCGACCUCAAUAGCAAUUAUCUAUGGCAUCAGCUCCAAGUUUCUCAAGUCGCACUUUUAUCAGACCUUAUCAGUCUUGUACCAGAACGAGGUGAUGGAUAGCAUGUUCACAACCACCGAUCCCCAAGAGCACAAGGCUCUCAAGCGACCGGUGGCUCAGAAGUUCUCAAUGUCUUCGCUGCGGACACUGGAAUAUCUUGUCGACCCCUGCAGCGACAUAUUCGCAAAAGCCAUGCUCGAUUUGCAAGGACAAGUGGUUGAUCUAGGCGAGUGGGCUCAGUGGUAUGCCUUUGACGUCAUUGGGGCAAUCACAUUCUCCCGACGUUUUGGGUUCAUGGAAAAUCGCAAGGACGUCAAGAAUAUCAUCUCGGGCAUCGAGUUGGGGCUCGCAUAUGCGGGAAUUAUUGGACAGGUGCCAUCGCUGCACCGAUAUCUUCUGGGCAAUCUUACCUUGAAAAGGAUCCUCGGCCGACUCGGGGUUCUAGAUCCGAUAGCCAUAACAACAGAGAUGGUUUCAGAUUGCAUCAAAGAGUACGACUCGCAGCCCCAUUCAAGCGAACGAGCAGACUUCCUGGCCUACUUUCGGCAGGAACAAAAGUCGACGGGCCAGCAAAUGAGCCAACGAGACUUGAUGAAUCAUUUGAUGAACAAUCUAUUGGCUGGCAGCGAUACCACUGGGAUUUCCCUGAGAUCCAUCUUUUACUAUCUGCUCCACGAUAAGUCCGCAUACAAGACUUUGCAAAAGGAGAUUGACGAGGCAGAUAGGGCGGGCAAGCUCUCUCCCACCAUCACCUUUUCUGAGAGUCUUGAACUGGAAUAUCUCCAAGCAUGCAUCAAGGAAGCUCUGCGCAUGCACCCUGCCGUGUCGUACCCGCUAGAGAGAGUAGUCCCUCCGGGCGGGGCCCGCUUGUGUGGAGAGUAUCUGCCAGGUGGCACCAUAGUCGGCGUCAACGCGGCCGUCAUCCACCGCGAACGUGACAUAUUUGGACAAGAUGCAGAUACUUUUCAGCCCGAGCGGUGGCUACACAGCAGCGAGGAACGCAUCAAGUUGAUGGACAGGCACAACCUGGCGUUUGGUGCGGGUGCGCGGACGUGCAUCGGCAAGAACAUCUCCAUCAUGGAGAUGUCCAAGUUCGUACCGCAGGUGUUGAGGCAGUUCGACCUAGAGUGGGCGUCGAGCGAGCCAGGGUGGAGGGUGAAGACUUAUUGGUUUGCUAAGCAGACGGGGUUAUUGGUGACAUGGUCCGCCCGGCCUGUGGAAGCUGCCGGUCCCGCCAUGCCGUUUGCACCUACAGCAGACGAAGGAAAAAACCUGGACCCCCUAAGGGCUGUCAGAGGUGGAGCAGAUCCUUUUCCGAUACCAACUCAACCAUUUCGUCAGGGAUUCAGGCACGUCGAGGCGCUCCGUCCUUGUUAUCAUCACUUGCAGAGGAGCGUGGUAGGCAUCACGAGGCCAUUGCUAACUCAAUCGACACUGCUGAUUCGGCGGGGUGGAUGCUGAUGGAUCACGAUGCCGUGGCAGAGUGGCCAUGGCGCGACAAUCCAGUCGGUGACGUCUCGCCAUACUAUCCGCUAGGCCAACCAUUUCCCAAAGACUGCCU